CAGGGGCAGCUCAGGAUGACCAACAAUGGCCACUCUGUUCAGAUCGACUUGCCGCCCACCAUGAACAUCUCCCGAGGGCUGCCAGGUGUGUACACAGCUGUGCAGAUGCACCUGCACUGGGGAGGGCUGGACCUGGAGAGCAGCGGCUCGGAGCACACCAUCGACGGCAUGCGCUACUUCGCCGAGCUGCACAUUGUCCACUACGACUCUGCUAACUACUCCAGCUUUGAGGAGGCCAAGGACAAGCCCCAGGGGCUGGCUGUGCUGGCCUUCCUGUACACGGAUGGGCACUUUGAGAACACCUACUACAGCGAAUUCAUCUCCAAACUGGCAAGGAUCAGGUUUGCAGGUCACUCCACAACUCUCAGCUCCCUGGACAUCCAAGCCAUGCUGCCAGAAAACCUCUCCCACUUCUACAGGUACCAGGGCUCCCUGACCACCCCCCCGUGCUCCGAGAGCGUCAUCUGGACCAUCUUCCACUCGCCCAUUGUCCUGUCCCACACUCAGGUGCAGCUGCUGGAGAACACGCUGCUGGACCGGCACAACCGCACCCUGCGCAACGAUUACCGGCACGCGCAGCCGCUGCGGGGCCGCGUGGUGGAGGCGUCCUUCCGAGCCCAGCGGGGCCAGGCACAGUGUGAUCCAGAGGAAUUCACCCUCAGGCUGGACCAAAUCCAGAUGCAGCUCCAGGACAUGAAGAGAGAGUUGCUGAAUGGACUGAGCCACACAGAUACCAAAUCCAGCACCUUUCCAGCUUUCUACUUCCCCGUGGAGAACGUCGAGAGCUUUGUGGAGGUGCACCCGCUCCGUGCCGUGUCCCUGCAGGCCUUCACGCUGUGCUUCUGGAGCAAAGCCCAGCCCCAGGGCAGCCAGACCGUGCUGUCCUACUCCACUGGGGAGAGCGAGCACGAGCUGGAGGUGACCGUGGGCUCCGAGCUGGGGCUCUGGCUGGGAGGGCGCUUCCUCAGCUUCCCCCUGCAGCCCGGGGCGCAGGGCUGGCUGCACCAGGGCUGGCUGCACCACUGCCUCACCUGGGCGGCCCCAGAGGGAGCGGCCACGCUCUGGCUCAACGGGGCUGCUGGCAAAGCCAGGAGCAUCCAGAGGGGCUACGAGAGCCGGGCUGGGGGCUCGCUGCUGCUCGGCAAGGCCAGGGACCCUCUGCUGGGCACGUUCUCCAAUGGCUUUGCGGGCUGGCUGAGCCAGCUGCACCUGUGGAGCAGGGUGCUCGGUGCCGCCGAGGUUCGGGCGCUGGCGCUGUGCAGGGCGGGGCAGCCCGCGGGGGAUGUCAUAGCCUGGGGACAGACCCCCAUGGCCCUGCUCGGGGGGGUCCUUCUGCAGCCCGACUCCAGCUGCCAGUGA
Molecule: messenger RNA, 1359 nt
Organism: Melozone crissalis (California towhee)
Lineage: Eukaryota; Metazoa; Chordata; Aves; Passeriformes; Passerellidae
Gene: CA6
Product: carbonic anhydrase 6
Exons: 8
Coding region: 16-1359 (447 amino acids)
Molecular function (GO): carbonate dehydratase activity; zinc ion binding
Source: RefSeq, a predicted model, not a curated record